GUUUUCCGCUCGCCCGUUGUAGUUUUCCGCCUCCCGAGCUGUACGUAUGUACUCAUAAAAGCUCAGAGCAUUCAAGAAUAACUACGCUAAAUUCCAUAAAAGGAGCAUGUCCACCGGAGACGGGACCGAUAGAAAAGUGACGUUUAGAGGCAUUGACUUUGAAAGCCUGGAUGUACGUCAAUUCCUGGACAACGUUCAAACGUUGAUUGUUGACGACGUUUUGGUGAGAAGCACUCGCAGGGAAAACAAGGUGAUCAACUUCCGGGAUCCGGUGGAACUCCAGGAACUAUUAGAUCUUACAAUAUCGCCGGAUGGUGCUAAACAUGACACACUUGUCGAAGCCUGCAAGAACGUCAUUGAGUAUUCCGCAAAAACGGGCCACCCGCGGUUUUUCAACCAACUGUACAGUGGUCUUAACGCGUACGGCCUGGCCGGAUCGUGGCUCGCAGACUCACUCAAUACAAACGGCUACACAUUCGAGGCAUCGCCUGUCUUCGUCAUUAUGGAGCUGUCCCUGCUGCAGAAGAUAUGCGGGAUACUUGGCUAUGAGAAUGGGGACGGGGUAUUCUGUCCUGGUGGCUCCUUCUCCAACAUUAUGGCGAUGCACUUGGCGCGCUACAAGGUGGCACCGGAAGUGAAGACUGCGGGAAUGUACGGCAUGAAGAAGAUGAGAUUUUAUACUUCUGAUGAGGCCCAUUACUCGCUGGUGAAGGGAGCCAUGUUUCUCGGUAUGGGCUUGGACAGCGUUGUCAGGGUAACUACUGACGAGCGCGGGAAAAUGAAACCGGAAGUGCUAGAGGCGAGAAUCCAAGAGGAUUUAAAGAUGGGUCACCUACCAGCCAUGGUGAUGGCGACUGCGGGUACCACGGUGCUGGGAGCCUACGACUUGCUAGAGGCGCUGGCUGACGUGUGCGACAGAUACGGCGUCUGGCUGCAUUGCGAUGCGUGCUGGGGAGGUGGCGCCCUUCUGUCGAACAAACACAGACAUCUCAUGGCGGCCGUUCACAGGACGCAUUCACUCGCCUGGAAUUUUCACAAGAUGUCGGGAGCGCCCUUACAGAGUGCUGCCUUUCUUGUGAACGAAAAAGGUCUGAUGGAGGAAUGCAAUCAGUUUAAAGCGGAGUACUUGUUUCAACCCGAUAAAUUUUACGACACAUCUUACGAUAUCGGAGACAAAACGGUCCAGUGCGGACGGAAGGUGGACUCGCUCAAGCUAUGGUUGCUAUGGAAAGCAGUCGGUGACGCCGGCAUGGCAGCCGUGGUGGACAACUGCUUUGAGAACGCGCAGUAUCUAGCCGAGAAGAUGAAACAGACAGACGGGUUCCGCUUGGUUAUUCCAGAAUUCGAGUGUGCUAAUGUCUGUUUCUGGUACAUACCGGAGUCCUUGCGAGGCCAAGAGGAAACCCCGGAGUGGUGGCAGAAAAUAUCCAAGGUCGGCCCCGCAAUUAAGGAACGCAUGGUGCGCGAGGGAAGCAUGAUGAUGGGUUUCACACCACUGACAUGCAAAGGGCACGUCAACUUCUUCCGUAUGAUUCUGGCUAAUGCAAAGAGCGACCGGACGGACAUGGACUUUGUUGUCUCUGAAAUCGACCGGCUUGGAAAAGAUCUCUGAAGCUUUUAUGUAAAGCGCAUCAGAAUAGUCGUUUCAAAGUGAUUCUUGCUUGUAAAGCUUGCCGAUAUUACUCUGAUACGUAUGCACUCUAUCCGCGUAAAUAGCAUGCUUAAAGUGUCUUCUAUAGUUUUAAUAGGUUUAGUUUGUGUACGUUGUGACCGAGUUUCAUGACACGAUAUAAUUAUAAAGUGGCAUUUUCUUUUAUAUAUGAAACUCGAUUCCAGCACGGAAACUAAUACUGUAAUACUAAUACUAAUACUUAUAAAUUCAUCGUUACGGUACUAUCAUCAUUGAACAAAGAUCCGUGUUGAUAUUUUGGAACUAUACUUCAGUAAACAGGACAUGCUGUUAUGUUUAUUAGAAGUUGUUUGUGCAUUAUGAAGGUAACGAACUGAUAUAUGUAAACUUGUUUAUUAUAAAGUGUAGUUUUUAGGAUCUGUGAUUGUCUGUUUUUUCUUUUCAUAUUUAAUAUUAGGAAUGUCGUAUCAAUGCUUAACAAUAUAGCAAAAAUCCGGUAUGUGUAGCAAAACUGUGGUAUUAUAUUGUUGCAAAAUCGUAUUACUUCCUUCCUUAAUAAUCAUGCUAGUUGAUACUGAGAAAAAUCUAUUUUAUUCAGCGACAAGGACUGGCCAUUAAGUGUCAGAUUGACAAGUUCCAAAUAAAGAAUUGAUAAUCGCUUUUUGUGUAUAUUUCCAACUCAUUUUAUAUCAUACAACGACACGAAAUUAGCAUGGACACAUAUAUCAUACAUACAAAUAAAGCAACGAUGUCAAUAAUAGUCACGGCUGUAGUGUUUAUCACACUAAAUUAUCACAGGUGCGCAGUAUACGGGAAGUGACGUCAUCCGUUCAGUAUCAUGGCUAACCGAAGCAUAGAGAAUGACGUCACUUCCUUGGUUUCACGAUGAAUGGUAGAUGCUUCGACAACGCUGUACUACAGUCAAACGAACACUUGUAUGGAGUCAUUCCCUGAUCUUAACUGUUUCAUGAUAAGGAAUGUGUAUAUCUAAGCUAAAAACAAACAUAAGAAUAAUCACGUGAAAUCACUUGCUCACAUGUCAUCACUUACACGCUAUACACAAACAUUGCGGAGCGGACUUAAAUAUUCUUCACAGGCA
This is a messenger RNA of Dreissena polymorpha, 2729 nucleotides long. Its product is annotated as cysteine sulfinic acid decarboxylase-like. Lineage: Eukaryota; Metazoa; Mollusca; Bivalvia; Myida; Dreissenidae. Gene Ontology annotation, molecular function: carboxy-lyase activity; pyridoxal phosphate binding. The transcript has 15 exons. The record is from RefSeq and is a predicted model, not a curated record. Bases 107 to 1612 code for a protein of 501 amino acids. Gene Ontology annotation, biological process: carboxylic acid metabolic process. Gene Ontology annotation, cellular component: cytoplasm.